AAAUUAUUUUUUUUAUGUUUUAUACUACGUUUGAUUUUUUUAUUUAAAUAAUAUUCAUUUGUUGUACCACGUGACUUAACUGUCAGGUCGCAACCCAUUUCCCAUUCCUCUGCGUAUUUAUUUUGCACCUGUAUUUCCACAAACCCCGCCUCUUAUGCUAGGGUUGUUUUUUUUCCCUACAAGCAACGGACACUUAUCGAACGAUUAGUUUAACGAUAACCGUACGCUUUCCUACAUUUUUACAUGCUUGCGACGUUAACGUGUAUAAUUUUUAAACUGCCCAAUCCGCGAGCCAACUGUGAGGCCGAACUAUUAACCAAUCAGAGCACAGAAAACUGGAUGUCAGUAGCCAAUCCCAGUCUAGGAGCGUGGGAUCUGCCGGAAUACAGGUAGGCAGCAGUAUUGGCGUGUUAGAAGAAGCGAGCUCAAAUAUCGCCCAAGAUCAUUAUCCUGGUGUUGUAGCGUUUUAGUGUUUUCACAACGAGCUGCUGAGGGGACCAUGCCGAGGACCAUGUCGAUGAUCCUGAACCUCGCACCAAGAUUCUGACUGAUCGGAGAGCUGGGAGGCGCAUCUCUUUUCUUUAAGGGAGCCCUGUAGCACGUCACGCCGCCCAUCGUUUACACGCAACUCGCAAAUCAUGCAGACGGAUCCAGUGCUGGUGGAGUCGUUGGUGGUGUUCUCCAUCGUCCUGUGCGUGCAUGUGGCCGUGUGGAACCAGCUAUCAUGGUGCUGCAUCGCUUUGGCUGUCCAGGCCUUCUACGUCCAGCACAAAUGGGAUCGCCUCCUGCGAACAGGAGCGGCAGUCUUCCAGUUCCGCCCGUCAGCCAAUAGCGGCGUCUUGCCGGCCAGCAUGCUGCUCCCGUUGCUCGGGCUGGUUUUACGGGUUCGCUGCGUCGCCGUGGGGAACGUCCACUUUGAGCGGUUCGCCAUGGUGAUCACGGUGACGGGGAUGAUGUUGGCGCUGUUUUUGUCGCUCAUUGCGCUGGGAGUCACGCGACCGGUGCCCAGCAACACCUGUGUGAUUACAGGAAUCGCUGCCAGCGCCAUCGUGUACACAGUCAAACAGACACUGCUGGUUUCGGAGGUGAUUGAGGUGCUGGAGGUGCUGCUGAUUUUUGUCUACCUAAGUCUGAUCCUCCUCUAUCUCCUCCCGCGCUGCUUCACACCCGGAGAAGCCCUGCUCAUCCUGGGUGGCCUCAGCUUCAUGAUCAACCAGCUGAUCAAGCGCUCGUUGAGCACCAGUACCAGUACCAACACGGACCCGCUUCAUUUCUUCCUUCCUGUAGCCGUGGCAGGACUGGUCAUGCUCGGCCUUAUCUUUGCCCUCCUCUUCCUCUUUAUGGAAUCCGGAACAUGGGCAGCGUCCGCCUUUUUUCACGUCAUGACAGCCGUACUCGGCUUGGGCCUGCUUGUUCCUUGGUUGUCCCUCCUCACUGGACACCACCCUGUCAUCUGGAUUUUAGAAUUCCUCACUCAUAACAGUGCCCGUCUCUGGUUGUUGGCAUACUGGACGUUCCUGGUUUCGGCUGCAGUGUUCGUGGUAGUGCGUCAGAACGCCCGGCGCUCAGAAAGCACCAAGAAGUACCAAGCCUCCACGACUGUAAGAAAGUACUUCCACCUCCUUAUCGUGCUAACCUUCGCUCCCGGGUUGGCACUCGAUCGCCCUCUACUGCACCUGGCAGCCGUUGUAUGUCUAGCAUUGUUCCUUUUCCUGGAAUUGGUGCGGAUUUUCCGGAUUCGCCCGCUGGGCUCGAUGCUGCGCAGGUCGCUGGCUCUCUUCCUGGAUGAUAGGGACUCGGGGCCAGUUAUCAUCACGCAUAUCUACCUGCUUUUGGGAAUUUCAAUUCCCGUGUGGCUCUCGCAAGCACCAUGCAUGUCAAAAGGAGGAGGGGCAGGAGCCGGGGGAUUGGCACCCUAUGCUGGCGUCCUAGCCGUAGGGGUCGGAGACACCGUGGCGUCUAUUUUUGGAAGCACAGCGGGUGAGAUCCGCUGGCCGGGCACCAAAAAGACUUUCGAGGGCACCGCGACCUCAGUGUUUGCACAGAUCAUCGCCGUGGCCAUGUUCCUGAUAGCAGAUUCCGGUGUAAACUUAAACGCCAGCUACUCGUGGGUGGUGGGCUCCAUCGCUAUGGUAGCCAUGCUGGAGGCGUACACAUCACAGAUCGAUAAUCUUCUGUUGCCGCUGUAUUUAUAUGUCCUCCUGAUGUUAUGAGCACGCGUUAACGCGCAUACUCACGCGGUCCUAUACAUAACGUUGUACAUAAACAUUUUUGGAUAUAAAACUCUACACAAAUACAGUGCAGGGUCCAAAAGUUUGCACCCCUUAUCCCUAAGAACCGUUUAUUUCUUUUUUCCCCAAACUUAUUAUUACUCCUCGUUGGUUUUUCUCUACGGUUUUAGUAGUAAAAUAUCCAUUUUAACCGAACGAAAUCUGAACGCAGAUGAUGGAAAAACGUACCGCGGUCCGUAGUAAGGUCGAUAAACGUCAAUGAAACGCCGCGUUAGGAGCUUACACGUGUGUUCAUUUGCCUGGAACGUACGACGUCACGACAAUUUCGAAUACAGGAAGUGCUUUAUAAAUGUGAGGUAUUGUGGCCAAUAUAAAACAAAUCACAAAUCUCAGUGCUGAAGGAGCUCAAAAAAAAAUUAAAAAGCAUCUGAUAUCAUUUUAUAUUACACCCCUAAGUGUUUACGGUCAUUUUUAAUGACCACAGAGAGUCAGGACCUCGAUUUAAAAUCUCAUCCAAAAGACCAUGCUGCUUUUACAGUAUAGUGUCCACAGCACUAUACUGAGGCAUUAGGGUGAGCACCCCCUGCUGGCCACUUCCAGUAUCAACUUUAGUUUUCCCCUAGGAGGUCUCCCAUUCGAGUAUCGGCCAGGCUCAACCCUGCUUAGCUCCAGCGGGACACUGACACUAAUUUAGAGUGCUUUUUUUCACAUAGGCAGUGUUUAGUACACCCCAUUGUUGUGGUUUGAGAGAACACAGGACUCUGGCACUGACCAAAAUAAUCUAGAUGAACUCACGUGUGGAUGGACUUGCAGUGAGGCCGUGAUUCAACGCUGACUGAAUUAAAAAAAAAUAAAAUAAAAUAAGCUGUGAACGCUUUGUUCGCUUCGUUCUGUUGCCGUAUUUCUGAGCAUAUAAUUAUCAAUUAUUUUUCGGCGUGUGGGGGGGGGGCAGAUAUAGAGGCUGGUCUAUAAAUAAAUAACAGUUUAUAGUUUCUAUAACAUAAUUGAUAAUGAACUAACUUGUCUUGUGGAUGUUCCAUAACAUGAAAUGUUGCUAUAAAUGGUUAAAAAGCAUGCUGUAUCAGUCGUUUAAUAAAAACAUAUAUAAUUAUUGUCAAAUUUCUGUUAUAUAAAUGGAAUAAAACGCUUCCAAAAUCCACUUUGGGGUGUAUCGCACCACCCUGGCGCGGAUUAUUUCCCUAUAAGAGCACGGCCCGUCGUGUGUGUGUGUGUGUGUGUGAGAUUCUUUACAAACUGCCUGGCCUUCCGUCUGUGUUUACAUUACCCGCUAUAUCCCUAUUUCACAACAGGAUUAUUUUUAAAUUCUAAAAUCGAAAAUCUUCUCGUCAGACGACGCGGGCUUUUGUCGACACGUGCGCUAACGCGCAGAUGUGCGAUGUUAAGCGUCGAAACAUUCCGGGGACGGAAAAUCUGAUCAAAUAAUUGUGGAGGAAUUAUGAGUGUGUGCGCGUGCAGCCCUUCGUUUAUAUCUCCCUUCCAACAGUGCUAUUUAGGAAUGAAAAACACAGCAGAUGGAGUACACAGGCUAACCGUGGUCUUAAAUACCGAUUUUAUAUGUUCUAAAUGCACCGAAAGGCACGUAGCGCGUGCGGUCAUUAAAGCAUGCUGGAAAUGUCCGAUCUCGCGGUUCCUUGACACGAUGUUCUCUUUGGAUUGACUCGGUUCUCCAGAAAUGUUUACGUAUCCAAAGAGCAUACAUUUAGGGAAUAUCAGGAGUGUCCCGGGGUUCGGAUAACCUGGUACAUGUGUGCGAUCGGCAAAUAAUUUCUGUUCCGGAAACAAAGACUCCGUUAAACGGACUGUAACGUGUAAUCUUAUGAAGUCGUCGUGAAUGAUCUUUAUGACCCUUUAAAUAUCACCACACACACACACACGCACAGUACUGUCUUUAACAUGCAUGAAAGCAAAAAUGUCUUCAUUUUGUUAUUUAUUCCUAGUUCCAGUCUUCUGCCAGCAGAAGUAUGCAUCGAUUUAGCCUAUGAAGAACAUGACUGGUUGUUGUUGUUGUUGUUGUUGUAUUCUUGCGUAAUAUCUGUGGUUAGGGUUCAUAAUGCAAAACAAAUGAAGAACAUUUUGCACUGACCAAUAUGAAUGAAAGCAAUCAGAUCAGGUGUGUGUGUGUGUGUGAGGUCCUCCUGUAGCGGGCAGUAAACAUUCAGAUUGCUGCCACUUUUCUUCUUUGGUGUUAAUCUGCAUUUGCUUCCACUUUUAAAGACUCAUGGUCUGUAUCUCUACGUUUUUAAGUGACGGUUGCUAGAUCGCAUCCGCUGACGCGUAUUCGUUUAGCGGACGCUUUUAUCCGCAGCGACUUACAAACGAGGAAGGACGAGCAGAGCGAUAUGUCAAGCGGAGAACGAUACGAGUAGUCACACUGCACCACACACGGUGUAUUAUUUUCUUCGACUCGCACAACCCAUUGCAGAAGGAAAAAAAAAAAAAAGAGAGAGAGGAAAAUACCUUCACCCCGAUUGUGUCAACAUCCUUAGAAUGAGUUCUAAUCGAAUGCACAGUACGUGAGAAGGUUUUGCAGGAAAAUGUCUGCAGUGAUUCCGUUGAAUUUGUUGAACAGCUUGUGUGUGUUCUUUACUUUUUCAAAUAAAGAGUUGCUU
Messenger RNA from Ictalurus furcatus (blue catfish), 4861 nucleotides. It is a transcript of the gene dolk, whose product is annotated as dolichol kinase. The record is from RefSeq and is a predicted model, not a curated record. Gene Ontology annotation, cellular component: endoplasmic reticulum membrane. Gene Ontology annotation, molecular function: dolichol kinase activity. Bases 639 to 2213 code for a protein of 524 amino acids. Lineage: Eukaryota; Metazoa; Chordata; Actinopteri; Siluriformes; Ictaluridae. Gene Ontology annotation, biological process: dolichyl monophosphate biosynthetic process. The transcript is spliced from 2 exons.